Molecule: messenger RNA, 5757 nt
Organism: Misgurnus anguillicaudatus (oriental weatherfish)
Lineage: Eukaryota; Metazoa; Chordata; Actinopteri; Cypriniformes; Cobitidae
Source: RefSeq, a predicted model, not a curated record
CCGGAAGCAGAAUUAAUGCUGUAACUCUCAGCCAUUUUUGUUGUCACCAGCAAGCUGCUCAGAAGCGACGCUUUUUCCUCUUCUCGUCGUUUAUUUUCAAGUCUGUAAUCGAGCCGCUUCGCAAGGGAACGCCUUGCAAACAUGUCUGACUUCAUCGAGAGUGAGGCUGAGGAGUCCGAAGAGGAGUUUGAGGAGAAGGACCUGAAGCCUAAGAAGACGCAGAGAUUUAUGGAAGAUGAUGAAGAAGAAGAGGAAGAAGAAAACAUUGAAGAUCAGGAUGAGCACGGUAACCUGAAAGGACUUAUAGAUGAUGGAGAUGUGGAAGAAGAGGAAGAACCGCCAGAGGUGAAAAGUGGGGCAGAUGACAGCGACUCUGGUGAAGAGGUCCAUCAUCGCCGGAGAAAACGAAGUUAUGAUGACUAUCUGGAUGAUGAUGAUCUGGACCUCAUCGAGGAGAAUCUGGGAGUAAAAGUAAAGAGGAGGAAAAAGAAGUACUCGCGUGUGAAAACCAUGGAUGAUGAGGGGGAGGAUGAUGAGAAAGACAUGAUUGCUGAUGAGAUCUUCACUGGGGAUGGAGACGGUGAUGGAGAGGUGGAGGAGGGAGAGACUACAGCCACACUUCGUCCAGGGGAUGAAGAAGAGGAGGAAGAUGAUGAGGAAUCAGAUAUAGAUGAUUUUAUUGUGGAUGAUGACGGACAACCUAUCACAAAAAAGAAGGGAAAGAAAUUUUCGGGCUACACUGACGCUGCCUUGCAAGAAGCUCAAGAGAUUUUCGGUGGCGAUUUUGACUUUGCCGAGUUUGACACUGAGGCGUAUGACCACGCCGAAGAGGAAGAGGAGGAUCAGGAGGAUGAGUCAUGGGAUCGGCCAAAGAAACAGACAAAGAGGAGAGUCGGCCGUCGUAGCAUCUUUGAGAUCUACGAGCCCAGUGAGCUCGAGAGCAGCCACAUGACGGAUCAGGACAAUGAGAUUCGUUCUACAGACAUGCCCGAGAGAUUCCAGUUGAGAGCCAUCCCUGUGAAGCCUGCUGAGGAUGAUGAGCUGGAGGAGGAAGCCGAAUGGAUCUACAGGAAUGCCUUUUCCACACCAACCAUCUCCAUGCAGGAAAGCACCGACUACCUGGAUCGUGGAACGACAACUAAUUUCAGCAGGAAAGGCCCUAGCACCAUUGCUAAAAUCAAGGAGGCUCUGAAUUUCAUGAGGAACCAGCACUUUGAGGUUCCCUUCAUUGCAUUCUACAGGAAGGAGUAUGUGGAACCAGAGUUAAAUAUUAAUGAUCUUUGGAAGGUGUGGCAGUGGGAUGAGAAGUGGACCCAGCUGAAGACCAGGAAGCAAAAUCUGACGCGUCUUUUUCAAAGAAUGCAAUCUUAUCAGUUUGAGCAGAUCUCGGCCGACCCCGACAAGCCGUUGUCUGAUUCGACUCGUCCUCUAGAUACUGCUGACAUGGAGAGACUAAAAGACGUUCAGUCUCUUGAUGAGCUGGGUGACGUCUACAACCACUUUUUGCUUUACUAUGGCCGAGACAUUCCUAAGAUGCAAAACGCUACGAAAACCACCAAAAAGAAACUGAAGAAGAUCAAGGAAGUGUCAGAGGAAGAUGGCGAGGAGGCGGAAGUUGAGGAAGAGGAGGAGGAAGAGGAGCAAAAGGGUCCUGAUCUAAAACAAGCUUCCCGCAGGGAUAUGUACAGCAUUUGCCAAAAUGCUGGCCUUGACGGUCUUGCCAAGAAAUUUGGUCUGACACCUGAGCAGUUUGGUGAAAACUUGCGAGACAGUUAUCAGAGACACGAAACGGAGCAGUUCCCUGCAGAGCCUUUGGAGCUGGCCAAGGACUACGUGUGCAGUCAGUUUAGCACUCCUGAGGCCGUUCUGGAAGGCGCUCGCUACAUGGUGGCUAUGCAGAUUGCCCGUGAACCACUGGUCAGGCACGUGCUCAGACAGACCUUCCAAGAGAGGGCCAAGAUUAACAUUAAGCCAACUAAGAAGGGCAAGAAGGAUGUAGAUGAGGCACACUAUGCCUAUUCCUUCAAAUACCUGAAGAACAAGCCUGUGAAAGAGCUCAGCGGAGAUCAGUUUCUAAAGAUGUGCCUGGCUGAAGAGGAAGGCCUGCUCACAAUAGACAUCUGCAUUGACCUUGUGGGGGUCAAAGGAUAUGGAGAUCAGACCUACUUUGAAGAGAUCAAGCAGUUUUACUACAGGGAUGAGUUCAGUCAUCAGGUGCAGGAGUGGAAUAAGCAAAGAACGUUGGCCAUUGAACGAUCCCUGCAGCAAUUUCUUUAUCCUCAGAUGGCCAAAGAACUGAAGAACAAGCUCGUCGCUGAAGCCAAGGAGAAUAUUGUAAAGUCAUGCUGCAAGAAGCUGUAUAACUGUCUGAAGGUGGCCCCAUAUCGGCCUGAUCAGCAGGUGGAGGAGGAUGAUGAUAUAAUGGAUGAGUCACAGGGAAAGGGUAUCCGAGUGCUGGGGGUGGCCUUCGCUUCCAGCAGAGACACGCCAGUAUUCUGUUCCCUCAUUAAUGGUGAAGGAGAAGUCGUGGAUUUCCUCAGGCUUCCUUAUUUCCUAAAGAGACGAAAUGCGUGGAGAGAGGAUGAAAGAGAGAAGAAGCUUCAAGACAUUGAGAACCUGAAGAAGUUCCUCCUUAGCAAGAAGCCACAUGUCGUUGCUGUCUCUGGGGAGAAUCGUGAUGCUCAUAUGGUGAUGGAGGACAUCAAACGUACCAUCAGUGAGCUGGAGCAGGACUCCUCUCUUCCUGCAGUUGGAGUUGAGCUGGUGGACAACGAGCUGGCUGUGCUUUACAUGAACAGCAAGAAAUCUGAGGCGGACUUCAGAGACUACCCACCUCUGCUUCGGCAGGCUGUGUCUGUGGCCCGCAAGAUUCAGGACCCGUUGGUGGAGUUUGCCCAAGUCUGCAGCAGUGACGAUGACAUACUUUGUUUGAAACUACAUCCCCUACAGGAGCAUGUGGUUAAAGAAGAGCUGCUGGGGGCUCUUUAUUGUGAGUUCAUAAACCGGGUGAAUGAGGUAGGUGUGGAUGUGAACAGAGCCAUUGCUCACCCCUACACUCAGAGUCUGGUCCAGUACAUCUGUGGCCUUGGAUCAAGAAAAGGUUCGCAUCUGCUCAAGAUUCUGAAACAGAACAACACUAGGUUAGAGAACCGGACUCAGUUAGUCACCAUGUGCCAUAUGGGACCCAAAGUCUUUAUCAACUGUGCUGGCUUCAUUAAGAUCGACACCGCUUCUCUUGGAGACAGCACUGACUCCUACAUCGAGGUUCUGGAUGGUUCACGUGUCCACCCUGAAACGUACGAGUGGGCACGGAAAAUGGCAGUGGAUGCUCUGGAGUAUGACGAGUCGGCGGAGGAUGCCAACCCAGCCGGAGCUCUGGAGGAGAUCUUGGAAAACCCGGAGAGGCUGAAGGACCUGGAUCUGGAUGCCUUUGCUGAAGAACUUGAGAGACAGGGCUAUGGUAAUAAGGGUAUCACUCUGUAUGACAUCCGAGCAGAGCUUAGCUGUAGAUAUAAAGAUUUAAGAGCCCCAUACAGGCCUUCCAAUACCGAAGAGGUCUUCAACAUGCUCACCAAGGAGACACCCGAGACCUUCUAUAUUGGUAAACUGAUCACCUGUGUUGUGACCGGCAUCGCUCACAGACGACCACAAGGUGAGAGUUAUGACCAGGCUAUCCGUAACGAUGAGACGGGACUCUGGCAGUGCCCUUUCUGCCAGCAGGACAAUUUCCCUGAGCUCAGUGAGGUGUGGAAUCACUUUGACAGCGGUUCAUGUCCUGGCCAAGCCAUUGGUGUGAGAACCAGGUUAGAUAACGCUGUCAUGGGCUUCAUCCCAACUAAGUUUCUCAGCGACAAAGUAGUCAAGCACCCUGAGGAAAGAGUGAAGGUUGGCAUGACCGUGCACUGCCGCAUCAUGAAGAUUGACAUCGAGAAGUUCAACGUAGACCUCACUUGCAGGACGUCUGACCUUAGCGACAAGAACAAUGAAUGGAAGCUUCCCAAAGACACCUACUAUGAUUUUGAUGCCGAGGCAGAUGAUGUUAAACAAGAAGAGGAACUUAAGAAGAAGCAACAGAGAACCACUUACAUUAAGCGUGUGAUCGCUCACCCAUCGUUCCACAACGUCAACUUCAAACAAGCGGAGAAAAUGAUGGAGUCAAUGGACCAGGGUGACGUAGUGAUACGACCCAGCAGUAAAGGCGAGAACCAUCUGACGGUCACGUGGAAAGUGGCUGAUGGGAUCUAUCAGCACGUGGAUGUGCGUGAGGAAGGCAAGGAGAACGCCUUUAGUCUUGGGCAUACGCUCUGGAUCAACACCGAGGAAUUUGAGGAUCUGGAUGAAAUCACAGCCCGAUAUGUGCAGCCCAUGGCUGCGUUUGCACGAGACCUGCUUGGUCACAAGUACUUCAAGGACUGCAAUGGAGGUGACAGGAAGAAAAUGGAGGAGAUCCUUGUAAGGUCCAAGAAGGAGAAGCCCACAUUCAUCCCCUACUACGUUUCCGCUUGUAGAGACCUGCCAGGCAAAUUCCUGCUGGGUUACCAACCUAGAGGGAAGCCAAGGAUAGAAUAUGUAUCCAUUACGCCAGAUGGUUUUAGAUAUCGGUCCCAGAUGUUCCCUACAGUUAAUGGUCUCUUCCGCUGGUUUAAGGACCACUACCAGGACCCAGUGCCAGGCAUCACACCCACCAGCAGCAGAACACGAACACCUGCAUCUGUGAAUGCCACACCUGCCAACAUAAACAUCGCAGAUCUGACCCGAGCAGUCAACGCUCUACCGCGAAAUAUGACGUCCCAGAUGUUUAACGCUAUAGCAGCUGUGACCGGACAGGGACAGAACCCCAACACAACACCGGCCCAGUGGGCCUCCAGUCAGUACGGUUACAGCGGAGGCAGCAGCGCGGGAGGAGGCGGCAGCAGCAGCGCUUAUCACGUGUUUGCAACACCUCAGCAACCCAUGGCCACACCCUUGAUGACACCCAGCUAUUCUUAUACCACACCUGGCCAGCAGCAGGCCAUGGCAACGCCUCAGUAUCCCAGCAGCACCCCACAGUCCUCACAUGGACAUCAUCCACAUUCUUCCUCCACUCCGUCAUCGUCUUCAUCCAGAGUCCGGACGCCACAACCCAAGUCGAGUUCCCACACAGCUGUGGAUUGGGGAAAGAUGGCCGAACAAUGGCUGCAAGAGAAAGAAGCCGAGCGACGGAAGCAAAAGACGCCCCGCAUGACGCCCCGCCCUUCACCAAGCCCCAUGAUCGAGAGCACCCCUAUGUCCAUCGCCGGAGAUGCCACCCCCCUCUUGGACGAGAUGGACCGAUAGGAGUGGGGACAGAGGUGUUGAGGCAUCUCGUACAAACCCGGUCCAUCCACAUCCCACCAUCACCCAUUGCUGUCUUUAUAACUCACUUUCGCUGCUAGAAGUAUUUCUUUUCCAGAAUGACGGUCAUUCAGAGCUACUGACGCAAAGACAAACACUUGAAAUGUGAUGACGACAAACAGAUUUAGGAAAUGGACCUACAAUAAAAGUUUGUCACAAGGGGGUUCUUUCUUUUAAAGUGUGUUUGUGUGUGUGCAACACACAUCCUUUUUCGUUUCAGUUUUUUAAGAGGAAAGGCGUAAAGCAUGAGGAGUUGCAUGAGUCGGUCUGGUGUCCAAAUCAUUGUGAGAUUAAUUCGAAACCCACACAGGCUUUGCCAAACCGCUUUUCUUUGUGUAUCUGGCUUAAACAUUUAAAUAAAACCCUAUUUCAGUAUAAACUAUA